UGGGAGGGGUCGACAUGUGAAGCUCUGUCUUGGGCAUAUUCUGUGGUAUAAACCAAACCACAGUCCCGCGAGCGCAGCUGUCAGGUGUGCGUCACCGGGGACCACCGAUCAGUCACCGCGCGCUCUGCUUACCGACACCGAGAUGUUGCACUGUCCUUCUUGACUCUUCUUACCCUCUGCUUCUGCACGUGAAACAGAGCGCGACAGUUCCGCUGCCUGCGAGCCGAGAGGAGCGAGCGGGUUAUCAUGAGUUGUCUGGAUGUUAUGUACCCGGCUUAUGGUCAUUACGCACCGUACGCGCACAAAGCUUCAGCGUUCAUCAGCACUUUACCGGCACCCCUUGGUCUGAGAAGCCCCUUGUCUCGCUGUAGGGAUCCAAUGGACAGCGUGGUGACCCCGUGCUGCUCGGAGGGUGUCCUGGUUUCUGCUGGAAGCUCCAGCUCAGGGGGUCUGUCCCCAUCACCGUAUCCUUCGGCAGGACAAGCAGAGGAGGCUACGAAAGGCAAAGAUGUCAGGGAGGCAGAAUACCUGAGCUCACGAUGUGUUGUCUUUACCUACUACCAAGGGGACAUUAGCAGUGUGGUGGAUGAACACUUCUCCAGAGCUCUCAGCACCUACAUGGAGGCAGAGGGCAAAAAGAGGCACAAUGAUCCCAGCACAGAUGCUUCAUCCUCAACCAUUCGGCGCAGUUUCCCUCCAUCUUUCUGGGACAGUAACUACCCCUCUCCACCCAGCCGACCCCACUGUGAUCCCACAGGUGCUCCCACUUAUGCUAUGGACCCCUACGCUCAGGCCCUGCACUCGGGUCUGCCUCACACACACGCUCACCCGCACCCAUCAGAGUCCUGGAGCUACUCUCAGAGCCAACCCUAUCCCCCCCCACGGCCCUUACAUGAACUGUACACCCCUCCUGGGCUGGAUGCCCACUAUGGACCCCUACUGAUGCCUGCCGUCCGGCCACCUCAUCUGCCGACGCUGCCCGGGCAUUACGAUGUGGGAAAGCUGGAACCCACCCCAACAUGGCCAGGGCUGCUUCCGCCUGGGGAAGUGGCACAGAGUCUGGCUCUCAACAUGGAAGGUCUCCAGCACCACAAGAAAGGGAAGGAGCUCUAUUGGUUUUAAUGAGAAGCCCUUCAUCGACCAUCCAAUUAAAGCCUGCAGUUUGGCCCAUUGUAGCCGAACUGUUGUUUCUUUAGCCCCCACGCACAGCGGCUCUCUUCACCAGCUCUGCACACGCUCUGAACACGCUCCAGGACUAUUUGUGUGCACCAUGGAGAUAUGAACAUAGGGCGAGAAGAGAACACCUAGGGGAGGCAGGGGUGCUAGACAACAUGGUCUUUCUGUUUUUUGAUCUUUUUUAAACUAAUUUAUUGUGGUGUAAAAAUCCAGCUUGUUCUCUACGGAUCUCUGUUUGGACGGUGAGACGUAAGAAACAUUGCAUGGUGCAGUAUAUAAAAUGACACAUUUUCUAAAAAUCUGGCUGUUUAUAUUGAGUGAAUAUUGUUUUGUUGCAUUAUUUUUCUUCCCAUGUACAGUAUUUUUAUUUAUAUAUACAUUAGUAUUUAUGUGUUUCAAUUAAAAUACAUUUUCGGCCAGUGCUGUUAGUUUUUUCUUUUUCUUAGAAAACGUGCCACGGUGUGAAACUGAAAUCUGAGGGAAUUUAAAGAAUCAAUAAACCAUACCUUAUCAUUAAAGAGUGAAAUAAAAUGAUGUGAUUUUCCAGGUUAAUGAACCACUUCAGAGAGGUUCCAUAAAUGUUAUUAUAAGAGGAAAGUCAUUUCUGGUGUAUUUUUUAUGUGUGAGUCUACUUUAUUGAAUUAAAAAUGAAUGAAUGAAUGUUCCGUUAAGACUAAAAAUGUAAGAAAUUGUUUGUAUUUCCAUAUUAAACAUGCAUUUAAAUAUGUUGCCUUGUUCUUGUAGUGGCCUAUUACUCAUUUCUGAAAGAUUAUGAAAUGUUAAAAAGAAUACUUGUUAGAUAUUUCAAAAUUGUGUUGUCAGUUAAAAAUCUGAUUUGUCUUUGUGUCAUCCAAAUUUCUAGAGUGUGACCCAAAGAAACAUUUCCAGCUAACAUGUUAGUCAGAGACAAGAAGGUCACUUACAGAAAAGUUUGAUUUAUUUUUGUGUCUUGUGUAAUUAUGGGCUGCUGUAGGCCAGAUUUGAUACUGAUCAGACUGUGUUUAUGUUCCUCUGGAAGGAAAGAUGUGCCAGGCUUAUCACUGAUGUUGUAGGUCACAAACUCUCUUUUGUCUGGUCAUGAAAUUAUAAACGGGUGCAUGGAUAGUUGGUUCCUCUAAGACUCCCCUGCCAAAACUGUAAAACAUGACAGCCAGCUGGUACAAAAUCUCUGUCUGUCAACAGGGCCUAUUUAUAUUUAUGUUUUAAGAUAAAACAGAAAGUUGAUUAUGAAUAUAUAUGUAGCAAAAAUGCAUGCCUCAAAGUUCCUUAAAUAAAUAGGCCAGAACAAGAACAAAGCAGUGUUAUUCUGUUUUUCAAGCGAUACAUUAAUGCACUUUUACAG
This is a messenger RNA of Cyprinus carpio (common carp), 2518 nucleotides long. RefSeq names its product transcription cofactor vestigial-like protein 2. The record is from RefSeq and is a predicted model, not a curated record. Gene Ontology annotation, biological process: regulation of transcription by RNA polymerase II. Gene Ontology annotation, cellular component: nucleus. NCBI's taxonomy places the organism in Eukaryota, Metazoa, Chordata, Actinopteri, Cypriniformes, Cyprinidae.